Medicago truncatula (barrel medic) is the source of this 606-nucleotide messenger RNA. Its product is annotated as serine/arginine repetitive matrix protein 1-like. The record is from RefSeq and is a predicted model, not a curated record. The transcript has a single exon. Lineage: Eukaryota; Viridiplantae; Streptophyta; Magnoliopsida; Fabales; Fabaceae. The coding region runs from base 1 to 606 and encodes 201 amino acids.
AUGGCUGGCAAUGGUGCUAGCUUCGAGAUACGAAAUGAGAUACGCAUCCCUCAACGGGAUGGUAUGACAUCCUCAGCUUCACCCGUGGGCACACUCAGAAAGGAACCAGCACAAAUAGUUCCUCUCCAGCAAAGACCUCUGCAGGGUCCUCCACAACCUACAGAGACACCUGAUGAUACCACGCCAACUAGUGCCCUCGUCAACAACCUGCUACGCAAGGUUCAACGACAAACAUCGUUAAUCGACGAACAGAAUCGACGCCUGAUGGAUCAUGAGCAAACGCGCCAACUAGUUCGAACCAAACAGACUCCUUUCCCAGUACGUAGCAGCAGAGGAAGGAGCCCUCGCCAAUCACGUUUCAGAUCCCUCCGACACUCAGUAAGAGUCAUGUCUCUGAGUUACACCAGAAGAUCGACGAGAAGGAGGUCACCCAGAAGAUCUCCUCCUAGGCGAUCUCCCCUUAGAAGAUCCCCUCCUCGCCGGUCUCCUCCAAGGGGAUCUCCACCAAGGCGUAACAAGCGCUCUUGGUUAUCCUCUAGCUCUGAGGAUACUCGUGAUGCCCGGAAUGACCGUAACGCUUACGGCCCAUUCACACGACGCAUCUGA